Molecule: messenger RNA, 843 nt
Organism: Fusarium coffeatum
Lineage: Eukaryota; Fungi; Ascomycota; Sordariomycetes; Hypocreales; Nectriaceae
Exons: 1
Coding region: 1-843 (280 amino acids)
Source: RefSeq, a predicted model, not a curated record
AUGGCCGUCCAAACUACCACGUCGCUGCUCUUGCCGGCAUAUACCGGCCACUUCGUAGCCGAGGUAAUCGGUGCGGAUGCCACCGCUACUACUUUUGUGCUGGACUGCGACACCGAAAAGAACGAGGAACACUGUGGUAUCGUGCGCAAUACCUUCAUGGUGGGACCAUGGGGUGACAAGACUCCCGCAUCAGGAGCCCCUACGACUGGACUCUGGCGACUAGACGCUACUGCUGACGCGGACUUCACUUUCUCUGUGCAAUGCGAAAUGAGCAAGACCUACGCCAAGACCUGCACCACGGUCAAUCUUGGUGGCAACGACGACGGGCAUCCCACAGCGACUUUCACCCGGACCGCCAGUGACGACGAGUACCCUUUUGGUGACAAUGACUUUGGAAGCUUUUCUUGGCUACCCGUUACCGUCACGAAAGGCCAAGAGUAUCUCUCAGGUUCGAAAAGAACGGCUGCUCCCAAGGCUUUGGAAGCUGAAAUGGCAACGACGUCCAGUGACAUACCAGCGAGCUCUAUCACUGGGGACGUGGUAAUACUGACAGGCGAGGAUGGAAAUGGAGAUCUGGUGACGUUAACAGGAUCUGGUGGAAGGUCGACUGGCAUCAAUAGCGAUGACGUGAUCAUAUUGACGGGCUCCAAUGGUAAAGGAGAUCUAGUAACGUUGACAAGAUCUAACAGUCGGACAACGGAUGGCGCUGGUGGGGAUGACAUAGUUACAAUCACGGGUGAGGCUAUGCCCAGCGAUACCUCUGACAGCGGUGCUUUUAGCGUUCGUAUAACGAAGCUAUUUGCGGCUGUUACCAUAGCUGCCGUCGUUCUUGUUUGUUCCUAG